Pichia kudriavzevii is the source of this 3183-nucleotide messenger RNA. RefSeq lists its product as uncharacterized. NCBI's taxonomy places the organism in Eukaryota, Fungi, Ascomycota, Pichiomycetes, Pichiales, Pichiaceae. Gene Ontology annotation, cellular component: nucleus; MCM complex. The record is from RefSeq and is a predicted model, not a curated record. The transcript has a single exon. Gene Ontology annotation, molecular function: single-stranded 3'-5' DNA helicase activity; ATP binding; single-stranded DNA binding. The coding region runs from base 1 to 3183 and encodes 1060 amino acids. Gene Ontology annotation, biological process: mitotic DNA replication; double-strand break repair via break-induced replication; DNA replication initiation.
AUGUCUCAAUCAGGAAGUGUAAUUAAAUUUAUCCUAUCUUCAAGCUUUGAAGUGCGCAAUAGAAAAUCUCGAACACCAAAUUUCUUAGCCAUGCGUGAAUGUAUGCCCAAAGUUCAACAAAAUAUACGUGCUGAGCAUUUUCAUAAUUGUAUCUUCUUCGGAGGGACAAGAAGAAGCGAAGCACAGGUCCUAUACUCAUCAAUGUCCAACGUUAACUCGUCGCCGCUACUCUCAUAUGGUAGACCCAGAGAAAAUCCAUUGUCCUCCCAGCUUUCUGAUUUCAAUUUAGACGAAACAUCACAACACCAAAAUACGCAGUCUUCGUUUUUGGGAGGUAAUUUAACUAGUAGUGGAUUGCCACAUUCUACUACAGGUAGAGAUGGCAAUGAGAAUCCCAAUCUAGGGCACGGUGCGCCAGAAGCUAGUGAAACAGCCCAAAGGAUACGUGUGAAUAGAGGUGUUGCAAACGUUACAAAAGUUACGGACAAAAUUUCCGAGACUGUUUUAGAAUCGUUUGAAGAGUUUUUAGAAUCUUUCAAGAUCCCACAGGAUGAUCCUAGUUAUGAUGAAAAUUUUGACGGUAAAUUGUAUAUUGGGAAAAUUGCUAAAAUGGUCAAUGAUGAAAGCACCUUACUUGAAGUUGACUUUAAGCAUCUAGUUUCCUACCAAGACGGUAUUUUGGCAGAUGCAAUAUUGGAGCAAUUUUAUAGGUUCUUGCCAGCCCUUCAAGCUGCUUUGCGUAAAGUUGUGGCACAACAUCAGCCAGAAUAUCUGAGACGCUCGACUACUAUUACGGCCACAGAAGACGCCUCUAAGUCUGUCGAAAGAGACUUUCAACUUUCAUUUUUCAAUUUAUCUACAGUUCAUAGAAUUAGAGAGUUAAAGGCAGAAAAUAUUGGUAUGUUGAUGGCCAUUUCAGGCACUGUCACCAGAACGAGUGAAAUCAGGCCCGAACUUUACAAAGCCGCUUUCACGUGUGAUGUGUGUAAGGCAUUAAUCACCAACGUCGAACAGACUUUUAAGUUUACAGAGCCUACCUCUUGUAUUAAUAACACAUGUGUGAAUCAAUCAGAAUGGACGCUGAAUAUUGCCAAAUCCCAUUUUUUAGAUUGGCAAAAAGUGAGAAUACAAGAGAAUUCAAAUGAAAUCCCGAAUGGUUCAAUGCCACGUACCUUGGACAUCAUUUUGAGGGGUGAGUUAGUUGACAAGGCAAAGCCGGGGGAUAAAUGUAAGUUUACUGGUACAGAGAUAGUUUUACCUGAUAUAACACAGUACCAAUUGCCGGGAAUUAAGGCUGCAACAAUUCGUACUAGGGGUUCCUCGGCUGCUUCAGAUCCUUUAACUUCUGGUAUUAAUAUGAGAUCUUUAGGGGCUCGUGACUUAACUUAUAAAAUUGCAUUUUUAGGUUGUCAUGUUAGUUCAAUGUCAGGCAAAGAUUUAGAUGAGGGAGAAGAUGAUAGCAGUUCUUCCUUGGAAGUUUUUUUGUCGAAUUUAACUUCGUCUGAGGUUGAUGAAUUAAGAGAUAUGGUUUCUGAUAGAAACGUUUACUCUAAAUUGGUUCAAUCAAUUUGCCCGACAGUUUAUGGACACGAGGUCGUCAAAAAGGGGGUUCUUUUGCAACUACUGGGUGGGGUUCAUAAAAGAACUAUUGAAGGAAUAAACCUCAGGGGUGAUAUCAACGUCUGCAUUGUUGGUGAUCCAUCGUGUGCAAAAUCGCAGUUCUUGAAAUGGGUGAACGGGUUCUCCCCAAGAUCAGUUUAUACCUCAGGUAAGGCGUCAUCAGCUGCUGGUUUGACUGCUUCAGUUGUUAAGGAUGAAGAAAGUGGUGAAUUUACUAUUGAAGCUGGUGCUUUAAUGUUAGCAGAUAACGGUAUUUGCUGUAUUGACGAAUUUGAUAAGAUGGAUAUUGCUGAUCAAGUGGCUAUUCAUGAAGCAAUGGAACAGCAGACAAUUUCAAUUGCCAAAGCAGGGAUCCAUGCUACUCUAAAUGCAAGAACAUCUAUUUUAGCUGCUGCAAAUCCAAUCGGUGGUAGAUAUAACACAAAAGUAGGGUUGAGAAGUAAUUUGAGUAUGACGGGGCCAAUUUUAUCGAGAUUUGAUUUGUUUUUUGUUAUCUUGGAUGAAUGUAAUGAGGCUGUCGAUACACAGUUGGCUACCCAUAUUGUUAACUUGCAUUUAUUCAGAGAUGAUGCAUUGCACCCGCCUUAUUCCAAGGAGCAAGUACUGAGAUAUAUUAGGUAUGCCAGAAAUAUCAAACCUAGGCUUACAAGGGAAGCAAGAGCUUACUUGAUCCAAAGGUAUAAGGAGUUGCGUGCGGAUGAUGGAAAAGAUGGUCGGGCAAGUUAUAGGAUUACAGUUAGACAGUUGGAAUCUCUUAUUAGAUUAUCUGAAGCAAUUGCCAGGGCUAAUUGUAAAGAUGACGUUGUGCCAGCGUUUGUUGCCGAAGCUUAUGACCUAUUGAAGCAAUCAAUCAUCAGAGUUGAGAAGGAAGAUUUGGAGAUCGACGAUAAUGAUUAUGAUGAUAAUGAUUAUGAUGAUAAUACAGACGCUGUUGGUGAUCGUGGAAACAAUAAUCAUGAAGAUCAUGGUAGUGAUCAUGGUAUGCAAGAGGACGGUGAUGAAGAUAUGAGGUCUGCUCAAGAUCUGCAAUCCCAGCAUGCAUCGGCCUCCACCCAAAAAGAGAAGACGCAUAUUCCAUACCAAGUUUUUGUCAACCUUCGUAACCUGUUCUUACAAAGAAUCAAGGAAAGAGAGAACGAAAUAGAUAGAACAGAUGCCGAUGAUGGUGAUGAAGAAAAUAUUGCUACAACUGGUUAUACACAAAAAGAAUUGUUGGAUUGGUACAUGAAUGCGAUUGAAGACCAACUUGAUUCUGUUCAAGAAUACUACAAGGAGCUAAAGAUUGCCAAGAAAGUGUUGAACAAACUUGUUAAGGAUAAUGUCUUGAUGCGUGUGAAUCCAGAUCCGACUGAUUUUACCCAAGAUCAAAUGCCUCCUGAUCUAAUAAUCACUCCUGAUAUGAAUGAGGCUGAGCGCGAGGCAACGAUUGCAGAGCAAAACAAUUGGAGAAGACGUAAGAAUAAGGAACUUAACAAAAAACUUAUUUACAUAAUUCAUCCAAAUUGUUCAUUAGAAGACCUACUAGGUGAGUUUGAACAAGAGGAUGAAGUUCAAGAAGAUUAG